CCUUGGAGCCUGUCAAAGUGAUGGCACAUGUUUCCACUAAUGUUUGCCGACAUAUCUCAGCUUGUUUGUAUUGUGAUCCACACGCAAAGAUGAAUUACACGAGAUAUGGUAGUCACAUCUGAAUGCUCUUAAUGCUAUAUUCUGAGCAUGACUCACAUCAAGACCUAUGCCCGUCUCAAGCCAAGCAGCGCCCUCUAUGACGAGUAUGAUGUGACGCCCACCACAUUACAAAUACGGACUCCGGAGAUAUUUCGGGACUAUGGCUCUCCAGGAAAGUUCCGGGCAACAGUUCGUCAUGAGUACUACUUUGACAGAGUCUUUGAUGUCAGUGACACACAAGAAAAUGUGUUUGAUGGAGUUGCCCGAGAAAUUAUUAAUGGUUUCCUCAAUGGCUACAAUGGCACCAUGUUUGCAUACGGCCAGACCGGGACCGGGAAAACAUACACUGUGGAGGGGAGUGCCAGGAAAUACAGCGACAGGGGACUGGCGCCAAGAGCCCUGUCCAUGAUCUACAAGAGUCUGGAGCAAAGAUCGGAUGAGGAGAUCACUGCCCACAUCUCCUAUAUGGAGAUAUAUCAAGAAGUGGCCUAUGACCUACUGAAUCCAGGUGCUCGAACCUUCUCCCCGGUCACACCACUACCCAAGGUUGGAGUGGCAGAGGGUGCAGGAGGAUCAUGUCUGCUGAGAAAUCUGUCUGUCCAUCUCGCGGCUAGUGAAGAGGUCGCCCAGAGUCUGCUGCUACAAGGUCAGGCGAACAGAAGGGUCGCAGAGACACCAGUCAACCAAAGGUCAUCAAGGUCACAUGCAGUUUUCUCCAUCUAUCUCACCGCUAAACGGCCCGACUCCGAUGUCAUCGUCAGGUCCAAGCUCCACCUGGUUGACCUAGCAGGGUCCGAGCGGGUGGCCAAGACGGGAGUGGACGGUCAGCAGCUGACCGAAGCCAAGUCCAUCAACCUGUCACUCCAUCACUUGGAGACUGUAAUUAUCUCCCUCCAGGCAGACAGCGGAAUAGACAGACAGCGCACGGCACAUUCACUCAGACAAUGUAACUCCUCUUCUCAGCUGAGUCGGCCAUACACUGCUGAUGAUGCUCGCUCCCCCAAACAUGUCCCGUACAGGAACUCCUUGCUUACCAUGGUCCUCCGGGACAGUCUGGGAGGUAACUGUCAGACUGCCAUGAUUGCCACCAUCUCCCUGGAGGUUCAGAAUAUUGGAGAAUCUCUAUCCACCUGCCGCUUUGCCCAGCGGGUGGCCUGUAUCGCCAAUCAUGCUAUGCGUAAUGAGGAAAUUGAUGAUCGAACUCUGAUCAAGAGGCUGAAGAAGAGAGUAGCAGAACUGGAGGCGGAGAUUGCCUUUAUGAGAUUGAACAAGGAGACUGAGUGUACAGAUGAAAUGAUGAGCAGCAAGCUGACUGAUGAGGAUAAAAUACACUGUGCACGGGUAGUGCAUGAAUAUCUCGGGGGCCGUCUCACUGACCCUGUCACAGCAGGCAUUACCGAUCCCUACAAGUUCCGGGAAUGUCUACGUCUGCUGAAGAAGAUGGUGCUAAGCGGCUACUUCAAAUCCGAUUCCAGUUCUGGAUCAAGAAGCAGUCCAGGAAAGGGUCCGAGGAACUUCAACGGAAGGACAGAUGACAACUCAGUGCAGAUUCUACGCAUCGACCAUGACAGCACCGACACUGGCAACAUCACAUACGACAAUACGGAUGAUGCUAAUACUAAUGCAGUCAUUUCCAGUCCUCCAAUGAAGCCAGGCCAAGCGUGGGGUGAGAGUCUGAUGCCACGUACUCCAGAUUUUAAUGACCGAGUGAAGAAAGCUUCGAUCGGGACCUCCCCUCACCGACCAGUCACAGCAGACUCCAUCACCAGCAACAACUCGAAGUAUACGUCACCAUACGAGCGGAAGCGUGAACGUGAGAUCCACCGCCUCAGUCGCCGGAUCAACAAGCUGCAGUCGAGUUACGAGAGCAAGGAGAACGAGCUGAAUGACCUCCAGCACAACGUGGAGCUGCAGGAACUCGAGGUCAUGGAGUCGGGGCUCAAGGCCAAGGUUGAUGUCACCAAGGACCAGAUCAGCCACCAGCAGGCCUACAUCAUUCAGCUGCGGGACACGGAGGCUGACCCGGGACUGGUGGAGCAGGAGAAGCUGGUGGAGAGACAGCUCAGGAAAAGACAGGCAAAAUUUGAGAAGAAGAUUGAAGGUAUAGAACAGAGGAAGGCCCACAUCCUAAGAAAAGAUGUGGAAUCCCCGGAGUUGCCGAGAACUCCUUCCAAAGUGGGCAUUGAGGAGAAGUUUGGCCAGUACAAGAAGCGUGAUGGCUCCCUCAACACCCGGCAGGUGUUCAACAUGCUCAAGCAGGAGGAGAAGAAGAGACAGAAGGCUCAAACCGAGAUCGAACGAGAGAAGAUUCUGACAGUGAGUCGCCAGCUCGAGGUGCGGGAAGCUGCCACCAGACAGAAACUCAAGGAGCUGAAGCAGAUGAUCCGCCAGUCACAUGACAACAAGGAGCAAACGGACACCGACCUGAAUCACGAUGAGCAGAAUAGCAGAAGAACAUUUCAUGAAAUGAAGACUCAGGUCUCCAGUACUUUUAAUGGAACCCGUCUAACUGAGGAAUGUCAUGAAAGAGGUGAUAACCUUGAAAAGAAAGGAUCACGGAACAAUGGAGGUAACGCGGAGAAGAAUAGCGAUAAAGACAAUCAGGUUCAUUCCAUGCUAAACAAUAGAAUCUCGAGACCAGUGUCAGGGAAGAGCAUUCAGUCUGUGACUGUUCCUGAUGGUAGCUUCUACACCCAGAGGAAGACAUCGACAGGUGUGGCUUCACGGUGGGACUCAGCAUAUUCCACAAGGCCAUCCACCGCGGAAACUCGACCAGCUACUGCCGAUACCAUGUCUAUAGGACAAUCCCCACCUGAUGGGCUUUCAUUAAACAGUCUUUCACAAGCCUUUAACCCAGACUUGAAAUCCGUGUUUGAAUCCAAUGAUCUUCCAGGGAAUAACAUUCCUAGUGAACAGUCUUGCCAGACACAUGACGAACCAUUUGCGACCUACAUGCCCAGUGAGUACGUGCACGGCAUGGCAAAUGGGGAUAAGUUUGAUGCAAGGAGGAUGGAGUUGUCCUCCAAGACCUUUGAGACUGCAUUGUCUUCCAUGUUGGAUAAGGAAGAGACGGUUCGCUACUCGGAAGAGUAUUACAACCAGUUCGCACGGUCAGGUAAACGAAAACAUGGUAGCCCGAGUCGCAAGCAGACGUCCAACAAACAUGGUCAUGUUCAUACCAGCAACACUGACGAUGCAACAAAGAUGCUCAUGGCUUGGGGUCCUGAGGCUAAGGGAUCAUCUGUGGGGGCCAAACUUGCCAUGUUCCUGGAGGACAUUUGUAGCUCCCCUGACACCAGAACCACAGGUAACCAUGCUAAGUCGUCUUCCAAGUCAAACUCCAGCGACCGCUUUACAAGUCGUCUGGAGCAGUUCCAGUCUUCCCCCGUACAAAACGUGUCCAGCAGUCGCCAGAAGAUCAAGGCUCUACCGGACACAGAGAGGGAGUCGGCCUACAUGAGCAAGGCAGAGACGGAGAGACACCGUAUUGCGAAAAUCAGGAAAGCAAGACAGGCAGCAGAAGUUAUACAGAAGGCCUGGCGGCAACACCAUCAAAAAUAAUCCUGGCGAUCAGGAUAUUUAUUGUUCAGCUUUUUCUAUCUAUGUACUGAAAGACUAUUUGAAGAAAAAACAUCCCUACAACUUGACUGCACUGGUCACAAAUCAAGUAAAUGGGUACAACACUGACAGCGGACUGUAGGAUAGUAGGUUUUAUCAUGAAAAAUUGUGUAAUAUGAUUGGAUGGUUAUUUUUAGCAUAGUGUCAUGCGAACUAGGCUCACAGGAAAACUAUGAUGGCGAAUAGGUCCAGGGUACUCAUUAUAAUAGAAUUGAGAUAAGAUAGGCCGGAAGGAAAGUUACAGCCAGACUAAGGAAGGAUGGUGGAAUUAAUUGUCCAUCAGAUUCUAGGGAAAGGCUGUGAGAUCAUGUGGGUUUAUUCAAAUAGCAGACGAUGACACACAUCACCACCAGCAAACAGGGACAUGAGUAUGACCGAGUCUUGUCUUUACGAGGUAUUUUAUCUGUGAAAUGUAGUUUAGGAGUGAUGAGUAGCUUCCAGUAUACCUUCUUUUUGCUAACUGUAUGUUUUUGUACUUGUACUUUUUUUAGAACUUUACAACUUUAAUUUUACAGGUGUUGUUGUUUGCCACUGUGUUAACCAUACCUAGGGCUUGCUUGCUAGCACUCACAUUUUUCAUUGCAUUUUAGUUAUCUGGUUAGAUCAAAAGGGUCAAGUACUUAAAGAAUGGCAGAUGUGGAACAAAACCAUCAGAGUGCCAGAGAUUUUGAAAGAUCUUUAAAAAUCCAAUGGCAAAUAUAAGUUGCCAGUUUGUCUCCAAGAAGUCAAUGAGAAAUGCACAGGGGUGGGAAAUCUUUAUAAACUAGUGGUCAGCAGUUGUUAUCAAAACAGUAGUAAAGAAUGGUGGCAUUAUAUAUAUAUCCCCAAUGCAGGGUACUGUUAGUGUCUGUAGUUGCUGUAUGUACAGAGGUAUUCCUCCAUGGGUGAGUGAGUGAAUGUUGUUCGAUGCCACAGUCGGCAGUAUUCCAGCUGUAUCAGGGCGACCUGAAAAGAAUGGGGUCUGACCUUGCAAACCAGUGAAUGAGGCAUGUGAUGAUGUGAACAACCCAUACCAUCAGGGCACAAUGACAUGCAAGCAGCUAACUACUGAUCCCCACUUUACUCCUCUUCUUUACAGUAUAUUUAUCCUUUCUACUCAUCUUCCAGUAUUGUAGUAACAGCUAUUCACCAUGGAGUUGCGAUCAUAUUUCCUGCUGAUUCAGGCGGACAGCAAACAGAUGACCUUCUGGGGUUGUCAACAUCCAGGUGAUGAUAAAAAGUGUGAAGGCGCUAUAUUCGCCAUCAGCAAAACUAUUAUUUCAUGUCACAGAUGAAACCUCACAAAUAUGAGAUGUUUUUUUGCCAUGACAGUAUUAACAAUCUAUAUUUGUUGAAUAAAAUUUAAAUCAACAAAUAAGGCAUUUUGAGAUGGAUUAUUUGAGCCCACUUAACAUCUGGAUCAACUGAACACAAUGAGUUACUCAUGGAUUAUGGUGACAAAUUCAAAAACACAUUUGCCACCCAAGUGAAUUUCUGGCGAGUGUUAAGCCACAAAUGCCAAUAUUCCAUCCAUAUCAGCCUGUAAACACUGGAGUCUAGGAACUGCAGCCACUUGAUCCAAAUGUUGACUUUUACGACAAGCAUGGAGUACCAAGGACCUUUCCUGACCUUGAUCUGAGGACACUUGAGAAGGUGAAGGAUGACUAAAAUGAGAUUUAACAUAGCAUUCAAGAUUAUUGCACUUGUAUUGUGAUGUUGUUGUACUCGUCUGGACUAAUGCUAUUGUUUUAAUAGUGCCACUGAGACCACAGUUUAACAUUAUUACCGGUACCCCACCCACAAUAUACUUACUCACAGCGGACUAGCCCUUGUUUCAUCACCUUAAUGCCGAAUGCCAGGCAGGGUAACAAGUACCAUCUAUAACAUCUUUUGGUAUCACGCAGCCAGGGAUCAAACACAGACAAUCCACUCUCCAGGUAGAUGGUCUGUUGACUAGGCCACUGAGGCAGCUCACCUUAGAAGGAUUCAUGUAUGGAAGUUGGCUAGACAAGGGAGCUUGGGGACACAGAAGUGUAACACAGUGCUUAAUGUGACAAACAAUUGACCAAUAAGAAUUGGGCAAGUCUAUGAAAUAUUGAACAAGCACUAGUUUCAAAGAGAGAAACAACAGUAAACUGAGUUCACUUGCGUUUGAUACAUUUAUUCUUGUAACAACAUCUAUGACAAAAUUGAGUCACCACCCUCCUCAUAAACAAGUAAUGUAGAACACUAUUAAAUACAGUGACAUUGUAUAGAUGUCACAACUAGCAGACACAUGGAUAUAAUCCCUGCAGUAGGCGACCUGUCGCUUAAAGUAAAUGCAUGAUUAGGACCCUCAAGUCAACACAGCUGUAGAAAAGCUGUAUGUUUACAUUAAUAUAACUAUUCGACGUAAUAAGCGCCCCCGGCAAUAUUUGCUAAUAUA
Messenger RNA from Haliotis rufescens (red abalone), 6121 nucleotides. RefSeq names its product kinesin heavy chain-like. Gene Ontology annotation, molecular function: microtubule binding; ATP binding; microtubule motor activity. The transcript has 18 exons. Gene Ontology annotation, biological process: microtubule-based movement. The record is from RefSeq and is a predicted model, not a curated record. NCBI's taxonomy places the organism in Eukaryota, Metazoa, Mollusca, Gastropoda, Lepetellida, Haliotidae. The coding region runs from base 148 to 3660 and encodes 1170 amino acids.